AUGUCCUCCCCAGGAUCACAGAAGGAGAAGUCCUUGAAGAAUACAAAAGCGGCUCCACGGAUCUCAAACCCACGCCGUCUCUUAAUCCUAACCCCAGCUCCGCACUCCCACAACGUUGUUCCUCCAUUUCUUCACAGCCUAACUGGAGUCCCGGUCACAAAUGCGCCUCAAGCUACAAACGACGCGCAGUCAGAUGGAAAAGCAGAACCCUUCACACCGAGUAGUGCAGAAGACGACGUCGUCGUAAGCUCUACAUUUGCUGGAUACACCACACAUUCGCCACUACGAAUAGAGACCAAAUAUUACACGGCGGAUAUACCGAUAUGGGUCGACGAGCUUCCUUUCCUUUAUAAUAAUAGUGCAUCCGCACCUUCAUUAACGCAAGUCCAACCAAACGAAACUGGAUGUAUAGACGCGGGUUCUCAGCUACCCCUACACAAUAACCUCGCCGCCUGGGGAUCAGAAUUCCUUUCCGAUGAAGCUCGGGAAGUGCGAGAUGUCAUUGGUGCCAUUGUCGUCUGCAUAGAGAGGCCGACCAUAGCGCCAUCGGUCUCAUUUCCCAGUGAUGAUGACCCGGACAUGUCAGGGGACAGGGAACAUAGAAUGGGGAUUGCGCAAGGCAUAAAGGAACUUGUGAGUACGGUUGCGGAGGUUAGGAAUCGAAUUGAGGAGGAGCGCGGUGGGUUGGGCGAGGUUCCGGGGUUGGUUAUAUUAGUGGGGAAGGAUGAAGGGGAGAAGAAAGCGGAGAAUGUGAAGGGGAAGAGAAAUGGUUUGGGAGGACUAGAGGACAGCGGUGAUGAUGAAGUGGAACAGAUUUUGGAGUUUAGUAUUAGGUGGUGGGAAGACGAAUUAUCUGAGAUGGGACAUUUCGAAUUGGAGGUUGUAGCGUGGGAUCCUCAGGAUGAGGGAAAUGGGGAUGAAAGGAAUAAUUUUGGAGAACUCCAGGGCAUGCCACGGAUAAGGGAAGUCCUGCGGACGAACGAGUGGACCUCAUGUAGCCAAGGGGAUCUAUCAACAGACUUCCUUCUCGACUCUGAUGGAGAAACUGGCUUCGACAAGGAAGCUAGUGAGCUCGAGCGCGAAAUGUUUGAUCUUCGACUGGCGAUUGAAAAAGGGGGGGAUGAGCUUGGUACCGGCGAACCAGGGCCAAAAAAUGAAGACGAGGAGGAUGAACUUCAGGUUGAAAGGAUGGAUGGAUUAAUGUUGAGAAUGCAGGCUAUUAAGGAUAUGGCUGCGGAAUUGCCUGAGGCAGAGCGCAAGGCGUUUGCGGUUAAGGCGAUUAAUGAUAUCAUGAAGGAUAUUUAA
Molecule: messenger RNA, 1305 nt
Organism: Blastomyces gilchristii SLH14081
Lineage: Eukaryota; Fungi; Ascomycota; Eurotiomycetes; Onygenales; Ajellomycetaceae
Exons: 4
Coding region: 1-1305 (434 amino acids)
Biological process (GO): vesicle-mediated transport
Molecular function (GO): protein-macromolecule adaptor activity
Source: RefSeq, a predicted model, not a curated record